CGUCCUCAAUAGCGUACCGUCGGAAAUCAAGAGUCAGCGAACAAAAUUCUCUGGGUCCCAUUUUGUAGCUAAGACUUUUCCCUAUGACAUGGCUAGAUUAGCUGAUGACUAGGACAACGUAUUCCCAAGGUACUGCGUUCGAGCCCAUCUAGUGCCCAUGCAAAGUUUGCGAUUGUCUUGGUGAAGUAUUCUUGCUUGUUACCGAGGGGUUAUCGGUAAAAUCGACAAACCUGGAAGAAAGCGAGAGAGUCUUGAAGAAUACAAUUUUUCCGUAGACACUUCAGAUUCUAGUCUAGGACGGCCCCUUCUGACGUACACGUUUGUAUAAUAACAUUUUUACCGAUAGACGAAAAUAUCCAGCUGACUGGGGAAAGUAAAACUGAGAAUGGAUAGAAAGUAAGGGUAAAGAGUCAUAUAUAUACAUAUGUACGCUGAUAUUGUUCACUGUCGUCAUGUUUACCUGAUUAUUAGACUAUACUCCGAUUUCUGUGUAUGUAUCUGCAUGCAUGAAGACCUAACACUCCACUCUGUUCUAACGAUAUAUUUCGAAUCGAUAGAAUGAAUAAAAACACAAUCAUAUAUACAUAAAAAGAGAAUUUACUAACAAAGAGAGGGUGAUAAAAAUGGAAAGUAGGACAACAAUUGAAGGACGAUGACGACUGUCUAGCGUUGGUUGCAAGAGAGAGAGGGACGCUAAUGCUGAUGAUCAUCUUAGUAAACAUUAAAAGCUAGCGUUCAUCUGUGUUAUAUUUAUUUGUUAGAUAAAUUAAACAAAACAUUGUGCAGUUCUGCACUCUUUUUACGUAUGUCUUUUUAAAACUGUAAUUCCAAUCAGACUGAAUUUUUGUCAUAAUUAAACGAUACGUUUAAAGUAACCUGCAGAUAUUUCAAAUCCGAUGAUUUCAUGAGUUUCAUCAAAAUAGUUCAAGUAGGAAGAAUUUUGAUUUUAAAAUAGGCAGUAGAGAGUUAGUAGAGUCAUUAAAGUUUAUCUUUUUUCUUUUCCAUAUCUAUCGUAAAAGAGCUCUGGUCUUGUGUUCAAACUUUCUUUCUUUUUCACUUAUUUUCUUCAUUCGAGGUGUGUGUUCUAUGAUAUAAACCCUCAAGUUUUUAACGUGUACCGACAAAAGCAGCAGUCUAUAUAAAAUAAAAUGAAAAGUACAUAUAUGACGUUUUAGUCCUUGAAAUGUUACACGUUUUUGUAACAAGCAGAGUGGUCAAAAACAGCUAAUGAGAAACUUUUGUGAAACAUGAAAAAUUCGAUUUUGUGAAUAUCCUUCUGGAAAAGAACACACUGCAAGAAAAGUCUUUAGUGUACAAAAACCGUAUUUUUCACCAGACAAGCUUAGUGGAUAAUUCUAAACCAAACACGUGAAAAGAGGCGUCGUCAUUUUUACUUACCGAUAGAAACAAUAAUCUCUUGUCGCAAACAUCAAUUAGCUAAACAAUUUUUCCUUUCAAAAAAAUUGCACUUAACGAGACCGAUUUUAGAAUAAGGAUAUAUAGUUUGUAUCUUGACCUCUAAUGACACUUUCAAAGGCUUUUUCAUGCGCAGUUCGGUAAGAAGUGAUUUGACUCAGUAUGUUCGUAUUGAACUUUAUUGGAAUUAAAUAAUAGAAAAAAGAAAUUAAAUCUUUUUAUACAACAAACAAAAUAGUACCUUAAAUAAAAACAAAUGUAUAAGUUCGGAUAUUCGUUUAUUAAAUAUUUUUAUCCUUUGAGACAACCAAAAAGUGAUUUUGUUGCAUAAGGCAAUAAUUUAUGAAUUGCACGUAUAGUGCUUCUGUUGACAAUAACAAGUAUCUGUUGAUUAAAAUUUCAUUUUCUUCUGCACAAGAAGCAAAUUUUUUCUUUUUACUUUUUAUUUAUAUGAAGAAAAUGAUUGUACGCUUUUAAAAACAGCAAAGUUCAUAAUAUUUUGCCAUAGCAAAAAAAGAGAGAUUAUGUAAACAACAAAAUUCUGUCGACAUUGCGACCUGUAAAUACAUUUUAGAGAAAAUAGAAACUAAAAUUUUAAAUCAAUAAACUUUCAAAAGAUAUAUAUAGGCAUUUUUGACAGUAAAAAAGUUUAGUUGAUUGGCACACGAAGGAAGAGACCAUCCUACAAGCAGAAAUGAUGACGUCUCUUUUUACGUGUUUCAUUUUAAUAUCAUUCUUCAUAUCACCAAGUAAGUGUUCUAAGAUAUCUCUAGUACUUAAAGAUUAGUCUUUUAGUUUAUGUCGCAUACAUUAUAGUAGAUCGAUGCACAUAUUUUGAUUUAAAGAUAAGAGAUAUCUUAUUCUGUAUGUCAUCAUUCUUAUUAACUACCGCCAGUUUCUGAAGUUCUAAAAUUCGUAGCAUUACACAGUUGUAGCUUAUAUCUUUUUUUCGUUUUUCCAUUAAACUAAAGUGAAGCAAAGUAAGAUAAAUCAAUCAUUGACAACUCUCAACUUCUACUAUAGGUCCAAUGUAUUACUAUGUUUUUGUCUCUUUUCGUACGCUUGUCUGUUAUCAUGUACAUACUAUUGCAAAAUGCUUGAGAGCGAUGCUUUUACGAUUUGUUUAUAAAACAAAUUCUCUAAAAAAGAUGUGGUGUUAGCGAUGGAGUAAGGAAAAGCCUCCCGUGAUCAAGACAGAAGGUCAACAAACAUUAAAUACAGCAUUGCUAACAGUCAGUAUACAGCGGAUAAAUCCAGUGGACGCAAUAUAAGUCCACCCCUGAGUGUAUAACUCUCGGGACAAAAUAAAAGCCCAUAUCAAUCAUAUGGUCUUGCUUAGAAAAAAGAUAAGAGAAGAAUUUUUGCCAUAUUUGGGCAUCUAUACUCAAACGUACGCGUGUAUAACAGAUGUUUUUCGCUGUCUGCUUCAUUGGCCUCCCUCUACAUGAAAUCAAAGCGAGAACUGUUGAUCUCUUGCGUUUUGCUCAAUAUUGGCGUAGCUCUGUAAACGUGCAUUAACAUCACUUUUUGUAAUAAAGUUGAAAUGACAGUUGGAAACGACAAAAAAGGAACAAAGCUCUAUGACACCCAUUGCAACACUGUCCAUGGAAGAAUUCACUCUGUUCCUAGCUAGAAAAGUCGACCUCAAUAGAAACCUCGACUAAAACUUUUACUGCGAAGGACAGUUUAGGAGCCCAGUGGACUUACGUUGCGUCCUCGAUCUUAUUUCAUCUGUUCCCGUCAUCGUACAGUACAUAAGAAGGGUAAUCGAAGGUUGAAUAAUGGACAUUUACUGAUUAUUUCAGGUUUACAAACAUGUUCAUACAUGUGGGAUCCAGUUUUCGAUUCGAAUGUCAAUCCACCGACAAUGUGUACAGGAUUUGCACAAAAUAGCUUUAGUACUGCACCAUCAACUUCGACAUCAAACCUAGUACAAUUGGUUGACGGAUACUCAGUGUAUGAUUGUCAAAUUCACACGGAUAAAACAACGAAUACACAAAUAACAUGUUAUACACCAGUGAUGCUAGAAAGUCUUUAUCAAAUUCGUGUAUACGUCAAUGGUAAUUUGAUUCCACUCUAUCAGUAUUACGAUCCAAAACAAGCAACAUUUGCACCAAGUUUAAGUCAGACACCAAUUAUCAGCGGAAUCAUACCACGCUCAGGCACACCUCAAACUCUAAUUAACGUCACUGGAGCUUGGCAAACAGCUUGUUAUUCUCGAGAUCUAGAUGGUUGUUCAGAAGACAAUAAUCCAUUGAUAACAAGGGUAUAUCUCGGCGGUCAUUUAUGCAAUCUGAUUAAUCCAUCGACAAGUGCACCGUAUACUACUCUUACAGCUACAAAUCUUGAGUGUAAUUUCGAAGGAUCAGAAGUCGGCUUGUUUAAUCUAAGCAUGUUAGUCAGCAAUCAAUAUGGACGAACGUUAGCUAAUUCAAAUUUAUUUCAAGUGAGCGGAAGCGAACAACUGUAUAAUUUUCAAAGCUAUGCCGCUAUAACAAGCGUUUCACCAAAUAAUGGAAGCACUCAAGGCGGUACUGUUCUCACAAUAAACGGACAAUACUUUGAUGAUAGUACACAGUAUCCAAUUCAAAUUAAUGUGGGCGAUCAACCAUGUAGCAUCCUAAAUAAAAGUCUAUCGAAUGCAAAUGCGCAAACGAUUACAUGUAGUACACCAAGUCAACCAACAUCAACUCAAAAUCAAUAUCACGGUAUAGUUUUUUCUAUCAAUUCGAUGAGUCGUUCUAUUUGUAUUUCCAUUCUUAUAAAUAUAAAAGUAAAGUACAGAGUUUUAUUGCUAUUUCAUGUGAGCAAUAACUUUAAGCGGUAUAAGAUUCUCGUCCCACCCUGCUUUUUCCAGAUUGCCUUUUACUUUCUUGUGCUACUACCAUAGCUCAAUGGUUUUUCUCUUUUCUUUAUAACAUUCAUCUAGCGUAUUACAGUUGUUUAGUCCUGAGCAGUUGAGUUAUAUAUAUACCGGUUCAAUUUGUAUUGAUCGUUUAGGUUUUAUUACUUUUAUUAUGUGUUUUGACGCGAAAAACGUUUUCUUUUUUCCUUUGGUCACUGUUUUGUGUAAAAUGUGCGCCUCAUGAUCUAGAGAACUACUUUACUUAGAAAAGUUCUAAAAACAGGAUAUUGCUCCUGAUAUACUCGAGAUUAACCAAAGCUUAUUCAUUUUUCGAGCAGUGGUCCACAUUUUGCGCCCUAAGAUGGAAGAAGUUAACGGAAAAUGUAUGUUGGACUUAGAAGUUUUCCAUACAUUUGUUGUCGGCGCCAUUUUUCAAGGAGAACUUUGAGAACAAAACAAAUUGUUUAAUUCUUUAUUACGAAAAGAAUUUUCAUUAGUGAGGAAAGACUAGAGGAAAAUUACGAAGAAAAAGAAGAUUCGUUGAUCCGAAUACGAUGACAUCAAGUUAUUGAUAAAUGAGAUUGUUAGGAAUAUUAGAAAAAAGAAAGCAAAAAAAGAUAAAUUAACUACCUUAAAUUCAUAAAAUAUCUCUCUUAGGUAUCUGAUGAAAGAAGAAACAAUAGCUUAGCUUUAAUUGUGCAAAGACUAACGGGUGGCGCAUAAAUAAACGCACUCCCGUAUUUUGAAUAUAACUCCGCCGGCUUUUAUCCUAUCGAUCCAAAUCUUUUUCCAAAAGAUUCCUUAUUGAAUUCUCUACAAAACCAUGCCAUA
Molecule: messenger RNA, 5092 nt
Organism: Didymodactylos carnosus
Lineage: Eukaryota; Metazoa; Rotifera; Eurotatoria; Philodinida; Philodinidae
Source: the annotation of a GenBank genome assembly